UCGUCAAAAGUCGGCGGAUAGAAAUCGGCUAAAAGGGUCGGGCGCAGUUAACGAUCUCGCGCGCUAUUUUCCAAUAGAUUUGCACAGAAAGAGGGAAAGCAUAAGUUUCACAAACAAGAGGUAUCCCAGCUGAGAUUGACCGGGGGAGGGGGCGGAUUUUAUGAAGUAAACCCGUGUCCGUUUGCCGCCCCGGGGGCUUUAUUUUAAUUUUAUUCAGUGUGUUGUGAGGGGAGGCCUGAGGCCUAGGCGGUGAGUAGGCCGCUGCCGGCGCCGUUGGGCAGGCAGAGCAGAGCCCGGCCUGGGCACAGCCGACCACACCGAGGACAUGGCGGCUAAUUUCGACGUCCAGAAGCAAGAAAGCUGGUAUUUCGGGCCCAUGAGGCGGGACCAAGCCGUCUCUCUGCUGCAGGGCCAGAAGCACGGCACUUUCCUGGUGAGGGACAGUCGCACCAUCCCAGGGGACUACGUGCUGAGUGUCAGCGAGAACUCCAAAGUGUCGCAUUAUAUCAUCAACAGCCGGCAGCAGCAAGGCCCAGGCCCCGGGCCCGGCCGUUACCGCAUUGGCGACCAGGAGUUCGAGCACUUGCAUGGCCUGCUGGAGUUCUACAAGAUCCACUACCUGGACACUACCACCCUGCUGGAGCCUGUCCACAGGCCCAACGCCUCGUACAUGCCUUCUAACAGCGUCCCGCCCGAGGAGGCCCACUUCGUCCGAGCCCUCUUCGACUUCCCCGGCAACGACGAGGAAGACCUGCCGUUCCGCAAGGGCGACGUGCUCCGUAUCCUGGACAAGCCCGAGGAUCAGUGGUGGAACGCGCAGAACAGCGAAGGCCGCUGCGGCAUGAUCCCCGUGCCUUACGUGGAGAAGUGCCGGCCCAGCUCGCUGCUCGGCCCGGCGAACAGCCCCGAGGGCGGCCAGGCGGCGGUGGGGGCGGCCCAGCACCAGCCGCCGUCGGGGGUCGGCGGAGUCGGGCAGCCAGAGUUCGGGCCCUAUGCCCAGCCCAGUGUCAGCGCCUCGCUGCCCAACCUUCAGAACGGGCCGGUGUAUGCCCGGGCCUUCCAGAAGCGAGUCCCCAAUGCCUAUGAUAAGACAGCCCUGGCCCUGGAGGUUGGUGACCUAGUGAAGGUGACCAAGAUCAAUGUGAAUGGCCAAUGGGAAGGAGAAUGCAAUGGUAAACAUGGUCACUUCCCUUUCACCCACGUUCGACUCCUGGAUCAACAGAACCCUGAGGAGGACCUAAGCUGAGUGCGCUUGUUUUUAAAAACAAUGAUUUGAAUUACAAAUGGGAACAAGUUUUCUCUAGUUCACUUUCUCCCCUGAAGACUUUGGCCCUUUGACGUUUACAGUAACCCAGAAAGAUAACAGCUGGCUCUGAGUCUGCAGCCUGCAGAUCCCAGUGAAGAACUGUGCUGGUAGAUAUUUUAAUGUCACUUCUCAUCUGACUUAAUGAUUUUGUUCAUCAGUGCUUGCGUUUAUGGCACACAAUGUGAUGUACAGCUUUCUCCAUAUCUAGCCUGCUCCAGAGCAGCCAGUUAGAGAGCUGGUCUAACUCUAGUUGACACUAAUUGAUGUCCACACAAGUAUUGGUUGGAUACUGUGGUCAGAUGUGUUGAGAAUAUGUUUAAAAACAACUCUCUUCAGUGGCCAAGUGAAUAGCAACGCCCCCUUUUUUUGUUUUUGCAACACCAACCCAUUCAGAUCAGAGGCCUGGUUCCAUCUUUGUUCUGCAUUGAGUUAGCAGGAAUUCAGUUAGAGUCCUGAACCAGAGGAUUAGGUGUAAGAGAUAUGUAGCAUAUGUGGACUUGAACAAGGACAGGAUUUACAUCUGCUGUGAUGCCAUCUGUGGUUGAACAGCCUGCUCAUCCUAUACAUGGCAAAAGCCCAUUUUGGGUGAGCAUUGAAGGUUGGGGAUUGUUCCCUACACCUGCACCAAUCAACAGCAGAAGAGAGGUUCAAGUUUAAUAAUUCUGUUUGUUACAUGUCCUCACACAUUAUCUUUACUGUUCGUUGUUGUAAAUACUAAACACUACUGAUUGGGAAUAUAUCUUACUAAUUUUGGAUGAUUUCAGGUACUUUAAUAAGCCAAUGAAUAUGUUCUACAGUUUCAACACACAAAUGUUUUUAAGGUAACACAUUCAGAGAGACACUACACUUGUAUGGGCAACUGACCUACCUAGUCUACAGAUGGACCAUCAGCUGUACAAUGCAUGGAAACAACUCUUGCCUUAUUGGUUUUGGAGGACUCAAAUCACAGAAGUGGUGCUUUUAAAGUUUCAUCAUGAGGCCAAGUCCAAUGUCAAAUGAAAUACUACUUUCUCCAGUUGCAGCCUUCUCCCAGGCCUCGCAAUUUGACAAAAAUAAAAUUCUGAAGAGGCCAGGUCUUUAUAAGAAAUGUAAUCAUGUAUUUUAAGUGCUGUCAUGCCUGGGAGAACGGCAAAAUGAAACACUAAGUACGUUAACACUAAAUGAGGAGAGGGUCAACAAAUUUCAGCCGUGAGUUUUCUCCAAAUGAUGUAGAAACUGUCCACCAAGGUGACCAAGAGCAGUGAAUUUCAAGUUGGUGUUUGAGUUCACUGGCGGAUCUGUGCCUAAUGUUGAAUAUUUAGGUAUGCUUGAACAUUGACAUUGCGGGACAGUUAUUGAACAAUGAAAGUGCUCUGCAGAUCUAUAACUUAGACUGUUUAGGGACUAAAUCCCUUGUCUUCCUAUCUUUGGUGUGAAUAAAAUUACGUUACUCUUCAAACAAGUAUAAUUUCUACAUGUGAAAAAUCAACUUGAUAGUACAAGAAGAUAUAAAGAAAAGCUAAAUAUUGAGAAACAUUCUUCUGAACUGACUGGGUGUUCAAUGUUUUACUGAUGUUAAGUUAACUUACAUCAUAGUCAAAUAUCAUUUUGCAGUUGUGCUCUAAUUUGCAAAAUAUUUCUCCCUAAGUCCAGUUCUCGUCUGCCUUCUAAUUCUUGUUCUGAUUUCAGAUUGUAAUUUUUUUUUGUUUUGUGACUUGGAACUGUAGCAACAUCAGGACGUGGAUGUUUCAGAAAGUACCAUGGAGAAAUAGCAUGUGGGUGGGAUCCGGGUUGGCUGCCUUCUGAGUUUGGUCCCCUGGGAAAGGCUUCAAGUGUUAAUUGAGAGGGUGGGAGAGACCAUUCCUUUCAAUGGCAUCUAGCUAGCAACCAUUGUAAAAUGUAACUUCAAUUAUUGCCAUUUGAAUCCUAUUCUGCUCGUAUCCUUGAAGCACUGGAUCUCUGUGCUAUCCCUCAGGAAGAUGUUUUGAAUAUGUUUGCAGCUGUAGUUUAUCUGUGUCUUUGUCAUCUGUGUCAGGAGUUAAAUUUAAUUCAAACCAUCUGUGCAGAUUGCUAAUGAGAGAAGUUGAACAGAAAUUUAGCAUGUACUUAUCUCAUGUCUACUAUUAAUUGCCUCCUGUCCUUUCACUUGGGCUUAGUAGAAGUGAGAAAUUUCAGUUUCCUCAUUUCUAGAAGCCAUACAGAUGUGCGACAAAGCUUAACAUCAGUCAGAAAAAUUAGAGCUACGAAGAGGGUGGCACUGAUUUUUACUCACAGUAAUGAAUCAUCUUACCUUAAAAAAAAAAGUAUUUGAUUUGGAUUUUGAUUUUAAAACAAUUUUAGUAUGAAAGACUGGCAAAUUUGGCUUGAGGGGGGUGGCUGGAUGACAUCUUGGUAUUCUUCAAGCUCUUUAACCUCUCUAUACACUCUGGUAUUCAGCUUUCCUUUAUAUUCCAAUGUGUAAACAUGACUUUUUCUGAAGUCCUUGAGGCAAUGCUAAAAUUGAAGUUAGUUGGUGUUUAACAAGUGCAGUUACUUACCAAUGUUCCUAAAUUAAGUUGUCAUGCUCUUUUAAAAAUCAAUGGACAGUGGAACAAUAGGAGUGGCCAGCACCUGUUGGAGAAAAGUUGGCCAUCAGGGAACAACUGUAACCGAUCAACAAAGAUCGCACUUUCUGGAUAAAACCUUACAGCAAUGGAAGUAGAGCCAAACACUAAUCACACUGUUUGGUUGCUUGCCUCAGUCUCAGUAACUCUUUGCUCAACCAUAUUGAUUAAUGUGGACUUUGUUUCCUGAUGGUCACUCUGCUCAUCCCAGCUGUAAUAAUGCACAGCCUGGAGCUCUAAUGCAUCCGUGCCAAUCGGUAUUUUAAUCAUGUAUUAAUUCAUCAUGGGCCCUUGGCACAGUCUCAGCCAUGUCAUGAUUAAACCUUCACCCUAAAUUAACACACUUGUUAUGUAAUGCUUGUGUGAAUAGUAUAGUAUUUGAUAGUUAAGGACAUUGAAGCUACCUCUGUGAUGGGAGAGGUGGUGUUGAUCACUUGAGCCGGGUCUCUGAGCUUGCUCGAUGGUUUUCAUUUUUCUGUGCUACUCCAUUGUGUGCUACGAUGUUGCUUCAGUUGCCAUUCAGCAAUUUUUGUGCCAGUUAAAGUUCCUCUGCCAAAUCAUUACUGCAAUCUGGAUAACCCAUCCUUCUGUGCUACUUUUAAAUCACUAUGUACUGAACUGUGCACCCAUACACUAAUUCAGCACAGACCAGGGAUGGAACCUGCUCCACUCACUACAUAAAGUUGCAGAACCUUUACAGCCCCAAUUAUUAACUUGUAAAAGAAAAUAGACAUUUUUAGUCCCUUCCUGGUGUUUUUAACAUACUGUGGGGCAAGAAGGUAGCAAACGCACCUGGAUUUCAGCUUUUAUAGAAUAUCUUGCUACUGUGAAGUCACUAACACUCACUCCCUGCUUUUUCCAGUUUACCGUUUAAGCUCAGCACAUCUUCCUGCUACUUGUAAUGGGUCAUUUUGGGGCCGAUGGGGAAGAUUCAGAAUGAUCCUGAGAUUAAUGAAGGUGAGAAGUUGAUGUGCUGAGCUGCUCUUCACAUUAGUUGCCAUUACCCUACUAGUGCCUUUCGAAAUGUCUUGUGAUUAAUCAAUCCAAUUAACCCAAUCCGUUGUAACUAUUGAAGUUGCUGGCUCUUGUGUUAAAUCAGCCACUUGCCUAAUAACCCUCUGGGCUGAUUUUUUGUUUUUGGAAAAAAAUCUAUAUUCAGGAUUAUGUGAACAAUUUUUCAUGGGUCACCUCUAAGUCUUUAAAUUCGGGACUAAAGGUGAGCAGUAGUGUUUUGUACUUGGGGGCAGCUAUCAAAGAAUAAUACAGCAUCUAGUCAGUAUACAAGGCAUCCAGUUGUGUAGCAAUAAAGAUGCUCAAUAACUUUUCAUUUCUUCCAGUGGUGGCUUCUCUACCAUGACAUCUGUCACAUCAGACUUUUUUUAAUGGUCAAGAUUACUUUUUCAGGAUUUUCUGCUUGCUUCUACUUGGCCUUCAUGUUAAAUAGACCUGAAACUCUGUCCUUGGGUCCAAUGGGCUGCUGCAGGAUUCUCAUGUCAUCUUAUUGAAAUCUUUCAACUGAUGAAUAUAAUAUUCUACAUGUCUGUGGCCAAUUUGCUUGAUGUGGCAAGUGAAUUGGACAACUCUAGACUGCUACCUGCCUCCAUUUUGUUGCUAUUUGCAUUGUGGGGUAGGGAACUGUUAUUUUAUCUUUCUGGACUACAUAGUACCUACCCAUCCAAUAACUUGUCUGUAUCCUAAUCUUUAAAUUAGCUCUUAUAGUAUUUAAGAAAAUCUUCAUUUUUCUGUCAAUCUAGCAUUUAAAAGUUGUGAAUUAUGGGUUCUGAAAGUUUGGAUUUGUCCUGUCUGGUAGCCUCAUCACUGCAAACCGUACUGUUUGGGAAAUGGCACAGCUGUUCAUUGUUUAACUUUUUUUCAGCCAGUAAAAGUGAUUUUUGCAGCAACGGAACUUGAUACUUUAAAUUUUGAAAUAACCAGCUAAUGGCUACAAAAGUGUUUUUCUAGCAGUGAGAUUUUUAAAAUUUAAAUCUCUGGUGCUAACAGUCAACAGUGCUAUUGCGAGUGCAGUAUUAACUGCUUAUGUGCAUCAGACUGUGUGCUAGUUAAUGGUAGUAAGCACUUUUUAACAAACAACUGUCAGUCUUGAAUACUUAAUAUCAAACACCUUCCCAGUUGUAAAAACUUCUGAUGAGUUUGCAGUGCAGAUGGAUAUCUAAGAACAGCGCUUAAUGUUAAAAUAUACCUAAGCAAAUCACUGUCAGCAGUCAUUGCUCAGGCUAAUCUGCUUGGGCCUUUGUAACAGUUGGAACACUUGUGCUGAAAGUUGGCAAUAUAACAGUGUAACUGAGUCCAGUGGACCAGGAAUGACUGCAGGUUGUGUAUGCAAGUCCUCCCAUUUACUGUUGGAAUGAUAAAAUUCACUGGAUUUUGCCUUUUCACAAAAGACUGGAUUUGCAAAGGUCAAAUGAUAUGACAUCUGUGGAGAAAAGAUUAGUUGAUGCUUUGGGUUAGGUGGUAAUCAGCUGAUUGGAAUGGGAGGAUCUCUCCUUCCUCUCAGCUGCUAUUAACCAUUGGAUGUUAUUGUGGAUCAAUGCCUUUGUAACGCUAUUUUCCUCCCCAGUAUUUACAGUAACCGUCUUGUGUCUUCAGGACAAAUCUAAUUUGGUGAUCACACUUUAUAAGAACUGAACAUUUACACAGGCUCACUUCGAUAAGCUGAUGCUCAGUUUUAAUAUAAUUGGCUCCUUUAUGUUGAAGUAAUAGUCUGUUCGACUCCAACUAUUCCAUUCUGGCAUUCAUUCAUUCUAUUGGCUUCAUAUGGCCCAAUGAGACCAGUUUAUUUACUGAAAAAUAGCC
Molecule: messenger RNA, 6702 nt
Organism: Chiloscyllium plagiosum (whitespotted bambooshark)
Lineage: Eukaryota; Metazoa; Chordata; Chondrichthyes; Orectolobiformes; Hemiscylliidae
Gene: crk
Product: CRK proto-oncogene, adaptor protein
Biological process (GO): cell migration; enzyme-linked receptor protein signaling pathway
Cellular component (GO): cytoplasm
Molecular function (GO): signaling adaptor activity; receptor tyrosine kinase binding
Source: RefSeq, a predicted model, not a curated record